Molecule: messenger RNA, 1326 nt
Organism: Plasmodium vinckei vinckei
Lineage: Eukaryota; Apicomplexa; Aconoidasida; Haemosporida; Plasmodiidae
Product: conserved Plasmodium protein, unknown function
Exons: 1
Coding region: 1-1326 (441 amino acids)
Source: RefSeq, a predicted model, not a curated record
AUGCUUAAAUGCAGAAAGGGAUAUGAACAUCCCUUACGGUUAGUUCAAACAAAAUUCUUCACUACAGUUGCAGAUAAAAUAAAUUAUAAUAAUAAAUAUAACAAAAUUUUGACAAACAAUAUAAAUAAUAAUGAUUUAUUCUCAAAAUAUAUUAAAGUAAAAAAUAUAAAUAAUUAUAAUUUUUUUUUUUAUGGUAUAUUACAUGGACAAGUAGAAGGGAAAAGUUCGAGUGGUAUGGACUGCUCGGAAUUACUUAACAAAAUAAACCCUCAUUAUAUUUUUUUAGAGUUAUGUGAAACACGACUAAAUAGAUUAUUUUUUAAACUUUCAAAUAAAGAUCAAAUAAAUAAUUAUAAAAAUAAUAAUUAUUCAAAAUUCACAUAUUUACCACGUAUACAUAAUGGAUUUAUGCAAGAUGAAUAUUUGCCUAUACUUGAAAAAUGUAUAAAAAAUAAAAAAUUUAAUUUUUUUUUAUUUGAUAGAAAUAUUAAUACUAUAAAAAAUAGAUUAGAUUAUAAACUUUUAUAUGAUACAAAGUCUUAUAAACAAUUCUUUAAUUAUUGCAUUGAGUCUAUAGCUUUACGACACUAUUCUUUUGAUGCCUUUAUAAAUCUCUACAAAGAUUAUGCUUUGAAAAAUCGUGAAAAUAAAAACAAUUGUAUUAAUGAAAUAAAAGAGGAAAAUCAUCGAAAUUCAGGGGAAAAAGAAAAUAAUAUUAACAGUUGCAAUACUGAUCCUAAUUCAGAGUUCCAAAACGGGAAAUCCACCUGUUCAAACUCACACACAGCUGAUCAGCAAAACAAAUGGCAUAGUAACAUAUUUGAAGAUGCAGAUUGCUUAAAAAAAUUGGAUAUACUAAAUAUUUUAAAUGAAAGAUUAAUGACUAUUUCAAAAUCUACUUAUCAUGUACUAGUAGAAGAGAAAGUUAAAUAUGGAGCAUAUAAUAUUUGGUGCUCUAUAUUAAAUAAUGAAACAAAUUUUUUUGAAAAUCAAGAAAAAAAAACUAUUGUUAUUAUAUGUAAUGCUAAUAUACUUGAAAAUUUAACUCAAGAAUUUAAUAUAGCAUAUUUAAAUAUAUCUAAAAAAUAUACAAAUUCAAAAAAUAAUAAUACAUCACAAGUAUUAAUAUUUGAAAACCCUUAUAGUUCUUAUAAUGAUGAUAUAAAACCACAUUGGCCACUUAUAUUUAUUAAAUAUUAUAUCAUCCCAUAUUUUAUUCUAUAUUUUGUUUUAAAUACGUCUUAUAAUUUAUUUUCUUGGAUCUACAAAUCUAAUUUUCAAACAAACCAUCCACUAUCACACGAUAUCAUAGACAUUAAGGUAUAA